This is a messenger RNA of Cyphomyrmex costatus, 999 nucleotides long. RefSeq names its product UPF0396 protein CG6066. Gene Ontology annotation, biological process: regulation of gene expression. The coding region runs from base 112 to 927 and encodes 271 amino acids. Gene Ontology annotation, cellular component: nucleus. The transcript is spliced from 4 exons. Lineage: Eukaryota; Metazoa; Arthropoda; Insecta; Hymenoptera; Formicidae. The record is from RefSeq and is a predicted model, not a curated record. Gene Ontology annotation, molecular function: chromatin binding.
CGACGUGAAAUUGCAGAGUGAACCUAACCUUAUCUGUAACCGUCAUUUGUUAAUAGACGCGUCGUUAACGUAAGGUAUAAAGUAAAUAAAUUUUAGUUUAUAUUUUACAAGAUGAUGAAUGAGAAGAUGAUGGACGCGCGAAGACGCGAAAGAGAGUUGAUAGGAUUACGCGGAGUUCCUGAGGCUUGGAGCAGAUCCCCAACGCAAAUCGAAUAUAGCUCAGAGAAUGAUGAAGAUUUGAAUAAACACAAGGACAAUAUUUUACCAAAGGAUCGCAAGAGGAAGAGGCAUGAUGCUAAAAAGAAGAAAAGCAAGAAACUGAAAAAAGAGAAGAAAGCAAGGAAAGAGAAAAAGAGGGAAAAGAAGGCGAAGAGGGAAGCGAGGAGAGAGAAGAAGAAAAAGAAAGCAAAGAAAGAAACGGACAGUAGUAGCUCCGACGAUAGUGAUAGCAGCAACAGCAGUGACGAGGAGGUUUGGGUAGAAAAAAGCACCAUUCCUGAUAAGCCGAAACCAAAGAGAAGCACGAGUUCAGAUGACAGUGGAGACGAUAGUACGGUUGGACCCGCCCCGAAACCACACGUGACUCUCUCAGCCAAGGAUUUUGGUAAGGCCCUGCUACCAGGCGAGGGUGCGGCAAUGGCAGCUUAUGUCGCCGAAGGAAAACGCAUACCCAGGAGAGGUGAGAUCGGACUCACAUCAGAAGAGAUUGCGGCGUACGAAUCUGUCGGUUACGUCAUGAGUGGCAGCAGGCAUCGUCGCAUGGAAGCCGUUCGUAUUCGAAAGGAAAAUCAGAUUUAUUCUGCCGACGAGAAACGUGCCUUGGCAAUGUUCAGCAAAGAAGAACGACAGAAGAGGGAAAAUCUUAUAUUAGGACAGUUUAGAGAGAUGAUUAAUCACAAGAAAAUGGCACAAGAGAAGAAGAAUUGAAGACUUUAUCAUGAUCUAUGAAACAUUGACGCAGAAUCUUGUGUAUAUACGUAUUGUGUAAUUUUAAGCUUU